Molecule: messenger RNA, 4467 nt
Organism: Drosophila bipectinata
Lineage: Eukaryota; Metazoa; Arthropoda; Insecta; Diptera; Drosophilidae
Product: multidrug resistance protein homolog 65
Biological process (GO): transmembrane transport
Cellular component (GO): membrane
Molecular function (GO): ABC-type oligopeptide transporter activity; ATP binding; ATP hydrolysis activity
Source: RefSeq, a predicted model, not a curated record
AAUCGUCAGUCGCAAUCUGCGAUCCCAACAGAACAGACGCGGACGCGAGCGCGGAUCUCCGAAAGAUCAGAAACGUUGUGCCCGGAAUGCAAAACAAUUAAAGCUAGAAGCGAGAGCCGGGGCGGAUCAGCCUCAUCGGCUUCAGUGCAUCAGUGCAUCUGUAUCUGGAAGGGAGUUAAUUAGCCGGAGAAAAGAAACCAACCAGUCCAAGCCAUCCAAGGCAAACGAACUGCGGGCCCUUCGUGUGUUGUUUCGUUUCGAUUUUUGGUUUUUGCCCCGUCACUGAGUUUUCUUAACUAUUAAUUGACCCGACGGUCAAUGAGUAUAUAGACUAUAGUUCGUGACGAAAGAUGUCUGAGAACCGCGACGAUGUCAGGAACGAGGAGGACGACGAGUCCACGCCGGAGACCAAGAAGAAGGAUAAGUCCAAAAAGAAGUCCGAGCCCAUAGUCAACUAUACGCAACUGUUCCGGUACAUGUCCGGAUGGGACUAUGUCCUGCUCGUGUCAGCUUUUGUGGGAGCCUUCCUCCAGUCCCUGGUCUACCCCAUUGCCAUUGUGGUGUACAGUGAGCUGGUGGCCAUGUUCAUCGACAGAACCCUGGGCCAUGGCACCAGCUCGGACACCAUUGGAUUGCCCCUCUUCGGAGGUGGCAAAAUACUCACAAAUGCCACCCACGAAGAGAACAUGGAGGAGCUGCGAAAGGACAGCGUGUCCUUUGGCAUACUUAUGACCCUGAACACCCUGCUUAUGCUUUUCUCCGGAAUGUAUUACGUGGAUGCCUUCAACCGAUUGGCCCUUAGGAUCACUGUCCGCAUUCGCAGGGAGUUUUUCAAGGCCACUUUGAGGCAAGAAGUCGGGUGGCAUGACAUGGCCAAAGAUCAAAACUUUGCCGUCCGCAUAACAGACAAUAUGGAGAAAAUUCGCAGUGGCAUAGCCGAAAACCUGGGACACUAUGUCGACAUUAUGUGUGAGGUUGUGAUAAGCGUGGCUCUAUCCUUCAUAUACGGAUGGAAAUUGGCGUUGGCGAUUGUUUUCUAUAUACCUCUAACCCUUUUUGUGAACUCAGCCGUGGCCCAUUACCAAGGAAAGCUCACGGCCAAGGAACAGAGCUCGUACGUCCGGGCGAGUUCAGUGGUGGAGGAGGUGAUCGGAGCCAUUCGCACCGUGGUGGCCUUUGGUGGAGAAAGAUCGGAGUCGGAGCGAUACGACACCCUGCUAAAGCCCGCCCUCAAGGCCGGAAAGUGGAAAGGAGUCUUUUCCGGCCUAAGUGACACCGUGAUGAAGGCCAUGCUGUUUAUCACGGGAGCUGGAGCGUUCUGGUACGGAGCCAACUUGAUCCUCUACUACCGAGAUCCGGCGAUUCCAAUCGAGGAGCGGGAGUACACCCCGGCUGUUGUGAUGAUUGUGAUAUCGGGCAUCAUCGUGAGUGCGAAUCAAAUAUCGCGGACAUCGCCUUUCCUGGAAACUUUUGCCAUGGCCCGGGGAUCGGCGACGGCUAUCUUCGAGGUGAUCGAUCGAGUGUCCCUCAUCGAUCCCCUAUCGAAGGCGGGUAAAAUCCUAAACUACGGCCUAAAGGGCAGGAUUGAGUUCCGAGACGUUUUCUUCCGCUAUCCUGCCAGGGAGGACGUGAUAGUCCUGCGAGGCCUCAACGUAGUAGUGGAAGAAGGGCAAACGGUCGCCCUGGUAGGCCCUUCUGGCUGCGGCAAGUCUACGUGCAUUCAGCUGCUCCAGCGUUUCUAUGAUCCUGUGUUCGGACAAGUCCUUUUGGAUGGCGAGGAUGUCAGGAAAUAUAACCUUAAAUGGCUGAGAUCCAAUAUUGCGGUUGUGGGACAGGAACCUGUGCUCUUUCAGGGCACAAUUGGAGAGAACAUCCGGCAUGGGAAACCGGAAGCGACCCAAAAGGAAGUAGAAGAUGCCGCCAAAGCAGCCAAUGCCCAUGACUUUAUUAUAGCUCUUCACAAGGGCUACGAUACGGAUAUCAGCGAAAAGGGCGUCCAGCUCUCCGGUGGACAACGCCAGCGCAUAGCCAUUGCGCGAGCCCUCAUCCAGCAGCCCAAGAUCCUGUUGCUGGACGAAGCUACUUCUGCAUUGGACUACCACGCGGAAAAGCUGGUCCAGGCCGCCCUAGACAAAGCCUGUAAGGGCAGAACCACUCUGGUGGUCUCCCACCGCUUGUCCGCCAUCCGGCACGCCCAUCGAAUCGUGUACAUUGACAAUGGCAAGGCCGUGGAGCAGGGAACACACGAGGAGCUGAUGAAGCUGGAAGGAUUCUACCACAAAAUGGUCACCGUCCACUCCUACGACGACUCUGCCGAGGAACUCCUCAAUGAGCUGGAGGAAGAGGCCGAGUUAAAGGAACGAAAAAUGUCCUACGAAGUGGAACAGUUCCAGUUGGGAACUCGAAACUCCGUCGUUUCUCUUGAGAAGAAUGCCGAGUUCCAGAUGAAGCACCUGAAUGGUCACAAGCACCAGGUUGAAGAAGAAACCUCGGAGGAAGAGACUCCCUCUGGAAAUUAUGUGCGCACCUUCUUCCGAAUUUUGGGUUGGGCCCGUCCAGAGUGGAGUUUCCUUGUCAUUGGCGCCAUUUGUGCGGGUAUUUAUGGAGUUACCAUGCCGGUGUUCUCCAUUGUGCUUGCAGAACUGUACGGAUCCCUGGCCAAGCCCACGGACGAGGAGGUCCUGGACCAGAGUGCCUCCAUGGCCAUUAUUUCACUGGUGAUUGGAGUGGCCGCAGGAGUGGUGUGCUUCAUCCAGACAUUUUUCUUCAAUCUCGCCGGCGUCUGGCUAACCAUGAGAAUGCGUUCAAAGACCUUUAGCUGCAUCAUGCACCAGGAAAUGGGUUGGUUUGACCGCAAGGACAACAGCAUUGGAGCCCUUUCGGCUCGUCUCUCCGGAGACGCUGCCAGUGUCCAGGGAGCCAUUGGGUUUCCCCUCAGCAACAUCAUCCAGGCCUUCACCAACUUCAUCUGCAGCGUGUCCAUUGCCUUUCCCUACUCCUGGGAGCUGGCCCUGAUCUGCCUGAGCACCUCGCCUUUCAUGAUCGCCUCGAUUGUGUUCGAAGCCCGUUUUGGCGAAAAGUCGGCCAUCAAGGAGAAGACUGUCCUGGAGGAAACCAGUCGCAUAGCCACUGAGACCAUUGCCCAAAUCCGAACAGUCGCCGGUCUCCGCAGAGAGGAGGAACUAAUCAAGAUCUAUGACCAGGAAGUAGAGCGAUAUCGGGUACAAAUCCUGAGCCGCCUAAAAUGGAGGGGUCUUGUAAACUCCUUGGGAAAGUCUUUGAUGUUCUUCGGAUACGCGGUGACUUUAACUUACGGAGGACACAUGUGUGCCGAUGGAGAUAUCAAGUUUGAAACAAUUAUGAAAAUAGCCAACACCAUGCUGUAUGGGCUCUUUAUUUUGGCCCAAUCCCUGGCAUUUACUCCCGCCUUCAAUGCAGCCCUUCUCUCCGCAAACCGCAUGUACGAGAUCAUUGAUCGGAAACCCCAGAUCUUAUCCCCGGAUUCUCUUGAGAUCCAGCAGAAUGGCAACGUAACAGCCUUCAAGACAAAUGUUGUCCAGCAAGGCGUCAGCUAUCGGGGCCUCAACUUUGCAUAUCCCUCGAGGCCACACCUGAAAGUCCUGCAUGACUUCAAUCUGGACAUCCAGCAGGGUCAGACUGUGGCCUUGGUGGGAGCCUCCGGAUCAGGAAAAUCCACCUGCGUUCAGUUAUUGAUGCGGUACUACGAUCCGGACGAGGGAAAGAUUCUCAUUGACCAGGAAAGUAUUCACCAUGAUAUGGAUCUGAAAACACUGCGACGUCGUCUGGGCAUUGUGUCCCAAGAACCUUCCCUCUUCGAAAAAUCCAUAGCUGAUAACAUAGGUUACGGGGACACGACCAGAAAGGUUCCAAUGCAACAAAUCAUUGAGGCGGCCAAAAUGGCCAAUGCCCAUGAGUUCAUCAUGUCGCUGCCCGCCCAAUAUGAGACGGUGUUGGGCUCCAAGGGCACACAGCUCUCAGGAGGCCAGAAACAGAGGAUUGCCAUUGCCCGGGCCAUGGUGAGAAAUCCCAAAAUUCUGCUGCUGGAUGAAGCCACCUCUGCGCUUGAUUUCCAAAGUGAAAAGGUGGUUCAACAGGCCCUGGACUCGGCCUGUUCGGGACGAACUUGCAUCGUUAUAGCCCACCGGCUAUCCACGGUUCAGAAUGCCAAUGUGAUUUGCGUGAUCCAAGCCGGAAGGAUAAUGGAACACGGAACACACGCCCAACUCCUGGCCAAGAAUGGCAUCUACGCGAAGCUGUAUCGGAGCCAAACAAAAGCAUCUUGAAGAUGCUCCCAAAAGUAUCUAAGCACCGAAGUAUGCAGCAAAGAAUUUUUAUCACAUAGUUUAGACACGAACCGCACUGUCGUUGGCCAUAAGAAAUACAUAUUACUUGUUAAAUAAUAAUAUUAAUGAAUAAAAAAUUAUUUCCCUUACAGAUCUUAAAUUU